This is a messenger RNA of Penicillium angulare, 594 nucleotides long. Its product is annotated as Tim17/Tim22/Tim23/Pmp24 family protein. The transcript has 4 exons. Lineage: Eukaryota; Fungi; Ascomycota; Eurotiomycetes; Eurotiales; Aspergillaceae. Bases 1 to 594 code for a protein of 197 amino acids. Gene Ontology annotation, biological process: mitochondrial respiratory chain complex I assembly. The record is from RefSeq and is a predicted model, not a curated record.
AUGGCGCACCACGAGGAGGACCAUAGCUACCACCCGAAGGAUGCUAUUUCAGCAUCCAUGAAGGCCACAGCACUGACUGGUACUGUUGGUCUCAUGGGAUCUGCCGUCCAGAACACCCUGGCCCGCCGCAACGUUGGAGCGCUGGGCGUCCUCAUUCGCAGCGGGGGUACCAUUGGUAUCUUCGCCGCGAUGGGCGGUACCUAUGAGUUCGUCAGAACCGCCUCCGCCAACCUCCGCGAAACCGAGGACACCUAUAACACCGCCUUAGGUGGUUUCUUCGCCGGUACUCUCUUAGGCUUCCGAGCCCGCACCUUCCCCGCUGUUCUCGGAUACGGCGUCGCGCUCUCCACUGCCCUGUCCGCGUUCGAGUACACCGGUGGCAGCCUGUUUGGAGCUAAGAAGGACCGCACCGAGGAUGAAUUUGAGCGUCGCCAGAGGCUGCGCAAGAACUUCCAGACCCCCGCUGAGCAAACCUUUGCCGAGCUGGGCGAGGGACGUGGUAUCUACGGCGCUAACUACGAGGAGCGCCGUGCUGAGCGCAUCAAGGAUGCGUACGGUAUUGAGGUCCCCACAGGCAAGGUGCCUGCAUCAUAA